UCCAAAAACACCCCAGAACUCCUUCCAAUGGAUUACUUAAUUUGAUCCUCAGGAGAUGGGUCUAUCACAGGAGUGGGUGGGUGAGGUUCUGUGGCCUGCAAGGGGCAGGAGGUCAGACUAGAUGAUCAUGAUGGUCCCUACUGGCCUUAAAGUCUGAGCUUUGCUUAACAACUUUCUGUUACUUCCUUUGCAGGAACGUUCCUGGGGCCUAUGGACAGACUCUCACUGAGCACUGACUGAUCAGAUAAGUAUUGUCCAGUCGCUCUCCUCUGCUCAAACUCUGUUCCCAGUCUUGGUUCUCUGUAGGUACCAUGGAUUCUUUAGAGGAUCUUUCUGCUCUCUCCCCUCAGGUUCUGCUCAGAGACCAGCUCAUCAUUCGUCCCAGUAAAUGACAGUCAGUUUCACUACUGGGGAGGAUUAGGCUGCCCAUCAUCUGCUGGGACAUCUGAUAGCUUAGGAAGGGGUCAGGAAUCACAGAAACAGACGGGAAUCAGGGGUGUUAACCCCAAAACCUGCUGUUGGGGAGGCCCCCCCAUCAAGACCACUCCAGUAAAGGACUCUGCAUGUGGCAGGAGGGGACGAGUGCACCAUCUCCUUGCCCUCUUCAUUCCCCUGCAUCAUGGGAAGAAAGUGGUGCACAGACCCUGGAGUGGGAAUUAUGGACUUUUGUGAACCCUGCAAGCAAGGGGAGAUGCUGGGAAGAGGACUGUGGUCCAGGAAAGGCGAAGGGCUUGUGUUGUUUUGUUUGGAUUCUCACUCCUCCCAGAAGAGGGAGGACACUUGUUGCCAUGGUGACUGUGGAGAGCUACACGGAAUUUAUUACCCAACUGCUGAGGGGAAACUGAGGCAUGGCCAGAGUUCAACUGAGGAACAGGCUCCCCGGAUGCCAGGCCAGGUCACCUGGGAGAGGAGCCAAAGCCAGGGACACUGCACUGACUGGAACUGACUAUGCCAUGGCUACAUAGAGCCAUCUCUUUCAGCUGGCUCCGAGUUGAUCAGAGUCCAGCACCCACCGCUGCCUCCCUGAGAGGAGAGAUGGGGGAGGAAGAGGAAGCAGAUCCCCCUGGACAGCCUGUUAACAAUGCCAAAGACUUGAAGAGCGGAGGAAAACCAGAUCAUCCAGCUAAUUCCAGCUCCAGGAAACCUGCAGUAUGGGAUCGUCCAGCUGCCCUCAGAGGCAUAAUCGUGGUUACAAUGGUCGUCAUCGUCGCCCUAGUAGCAGCUUUGAUAGUGGUAACAUCUAAGCAGCCUCCUCCAUGGCCCCCUGCUGCCUCCUGCUGCCCGGACGGCUGGAUCCGGAUCCAAGGGAAAUGUUACUAUUUUUCUAAGGCCAAUAGGAACUGGACCUACAGCCAGAACUUCUGCUUGUCACACGCUGCCUCCCUGGCCGGGAUUGAGAGUCCGCAGGAGCUGGAUUCUCUGCUGCCAUAUGAAGGCAAACUGGACCACUGGAUCGGCCUCUGGAGGGACAAGGGCCAGGUCUGGAAAUGGGCCAACGGGACCAAGUUUGACGAUCGGUUUGAAAUACAAGGAGGCGCAGACUGUGUGUGCCUGGAUGAAGACCUCACUGUCACCACGUCAAGCUGCAGCACACCAAGAAAAUGGAUCUGCAGUAAACCUGAUACCCCUGCGAAGGGAGAGGAGGGAGCAGUGGGAGGGGAUUCGUGAACUCAAGGGAAUUGGAGACCAGCUGUGACAAAGCCUGGUGCUAGUCCCCUCCAUGCUGCAGCCUGGUUCCUUGUUUCUUAGCCUGUCUCCAGGGUUUGUCCAGUCCUAGUCAUCAAUUACCCUAAUGCUGGGUGCCCAGACAGCAAAUGUGAAAAAUUGGGACGGGGGUGGAGGGUGAUAGAAGCCUAUAUAAGGAAAGACCCAAAAAUCAGGACUGUCCCUAUAAAAUUGGAACAUCUGGUCACACUACCUAAUGCUGGGAUCUGUGACCCUUCUCUCAGGGAGACUGUCACAGUAACUGGAUCUCUAUCCCACCUCCAUCAGGUCAGGACUUGUCUCCAGCCACCCCUGUCUCUGGGCAGGGACCUCAUCCCGCUCCCUGACCAGGGCACUUGAAGCUGCACAGCUCCCUUCCGUACACUGCGAUAUCACCAGCAAGCCAGUCUGGCUAAAAGCCAGCGCCUGCCCUUUGCUUCCACUCUGAGCACAAU
Messenger RNA from Mauremys mutica (yellowpond turtle), 2159 nucleotides. Its product is annotated as C-type lectin domain family 2 member D-like. The record is from RefSeq and is a predicted model, not a curated record. NCBI's taxonomy places the organism in Eukaryota, Metazoa, Chordata, Testudines, Geoemydidae. The coding region runs from base 949 to 1668 and encodes 239 amino acids. The transcript is spliced from 7 exons.